This is a messenger RNA of Stylophora pistillata, 507 nucleotides long. RefSeq names its product sushi, von Willebrand factor type A, EGF and pentraxin domain-containing protein 1-like. NCBI's taxonomy places the organism in Eukaryota, Metazoa, Cnidaria, Anthozoa, Scleractinia, Pocilloporidae. The record is from RefSeq and is a predicted model, not a curated record.
UUUCAGAGGUUCGUGAAGACCCGUUAACGGUUAUGUCAAAUUAGGCCUACAAAAUAUAGGGGAAAUGAUUAAGCAUGGCGAAAAUAUCACUUACGGCUGCUUUGACUUUUACACCAUGGAGGGCAGUGGUGCUCAAGUAUGUGACAAUGGUCGAUGGACGAAUGUUGUUCCUAAAUGCAAAGCUUCAUGUGUACCUCCGCUGGACAUACAUAACGGACGAGUACUUGGCAAAUAUUUUGGCCAUGGAAAAACUAUUGACUACCGAUGCAAUGGAGAUUAUACCCUCGAGGGGCCAAGGAGAUUGACCUGUGAGAAUGGAAAGUGGAUCUCCAACCCUCCAGUGUGCAGAGCAUCAUGCAAAGAUCCAGGAUCGCCAGCUAAUGGAAAAACAGGUCAACAGGGCUUAGGCCACAAUGUCUUGGUUCAUAAUGUAUUGUGAGACUAUUGGGCUUGUGUUGGAAGCAUAGUGCGUUAUAUCAUCUGCGUAGAGCCUUGGGAGUGAAGAUG